Messenger RNA from Colletotrichum higginsianum IMI 349063, 873 nucleotides. RefSeq lists its product as uncharacterized. The transcript is spliced from 2 exons. Bases 1 to 873 code for a protein of 290 amino acids. Lineage: Eukaryota; Fungi; Ascomycota; Sordariomycetes; Glomerellales; Glomerellaceae. The record is from RefSeq and is a predicted model, not a curated record.
AUGGUCAAGAACGCCCCUGUUCCUGAUGCCUGGGAGGACGAUGACUGGGAGUCAGCAGCCGACAAACUGGAUGGCGGGGCACCAUUGCAGCCUGAGCCUGAGCCGCAAGCACCGAUGAGCAAAGCAGAGCGCCUUGCCCAGCACGCCGAGUCGAAUCGCAAGCUCUGGGAAUCAGCUGAUUCCCCCACGCCUCUAACCUUCCUCGAAGCCCAACCCUCGGUGCCCCUCGCCACGGGCUUCAAGCCCCAGGUCAAGGUUCUCAGCCGUAAGCCUGCGCCCCGGACCAUCGCUCGCCGCGACCCCGUCACCGGCCUGCUCUCUCACCUCUCACUCGCCGACGACGACGCCGACGACCAGCGCGCCGACGCGAAGCCCCAGCUCACCCCCGAGGAGAUCCGUGCCAAGCAGCAGCGCGAACUCGAGGAGAAGCAGCGGCGUUAUGAGGAGGCACGUGCCAAGAUCUUUGGCGAGUCGAACCCCUCGUCUGGUGCGUCGAGCCCCGGGACGACGACCCCGCCCAGAGGUGGCGAGAACGAGAGAGGAGGAGGGGGGCGCGGCCGCGGUAGGGGACGCGGUCGUGGCGGCGGACACCGAGGAAACCACUCGAGUCGACAAGAGGACUAUAGACGGCCCGGCAGCAGUAGAUCCGACGCCGUUCGUUCCGAGAGCGGCCGUGAGCUCUACGACCCCGGCUACGCGCCCCGGGGGGGCGGCUUCGGGUUGCAGAAGCGAGGGGGCGACUCCGGUCCACAUUCUGGCCGGUCAACACCGAGGGACGAGGACCCGCCCAAACAGGCCAUGCGAGCGCCACGUGGACCGGAUGGGAGUGGAAGAGGUUUCGGCUUCGCCAAACGAGGCACCAAUGAGGGCUGA